UGCGCUUUCUCCAGAAAAUGCGGAAGUGAAACAAUUUAAUUUGAUGCCAUUCCGGAGGACAGGAAUGGGCGACAAUAAUUGAUUGUUUACAAUAUAAUAUAAUUAUGGGAUAUUAAAUAGCCUAGCGGAAUAUAUCGCUCAAUCAAAACACAACGGCAGCCGAGUUGAGAUGGAGAGCCGUCGCACAGUAACACGAAGGUCGAGAAAUCAACGCAUCCGACUCAUCAAAUGACAUCGCCACACACGCUCGUUUGCCAACCUGUAGCCUAGGUGUGGCGGGCUCGAGGGCGGUCAGUGUUUGGUGUCAACAAACGAACACUUUCACAUCAUCGCGCUCGGAUUCUUCCACGGAGGCAGAGGGACGGACAUAGUCGCCUCCAUGCCUCGCUUCCCGGGGAGGACUGCAGACGUGGCCGCUAACCUAACUUCCCCCGUGCUGGGUCGGCCACUGUGCGCUAACGGAACGCCCUGGAUCCUCUACCUGUUCGAGGAAUGCGUGGAGAAUGUGUGGGAAUACUGGAGCGUAGUCAUCGGGCUGAUCUCAAUGUUUUGUUUCUUGCUGUCUACUCUACCGCAAGUCUAUGAGGCUUAUCGCAAUGGUAACGUGGAGGAGGCCAUGUCUUUUGGCUUUCUGCUCUUCCUCUUCAGUGGGGACCUCAGCAGUCUCAUAGGCUGCGUCCUGACCAGCCAGCUGCCCAUCCAGAUUGUGACAGUAGUGUUCUACAUCUUCACUGAUCUCCUGCUCAUCUCCCAGUUCCUCUACUACAAGAUAAAGAACAACUCAUGUAAAAAGCGCCCCACGUUGAAAGUGGUUGUGUUUCCUGUUGUGUGGGGCUUCCCACUGUGGCCCUCCUGA
Salvelinus sp. IW2-2015 is the source of this 856-nucleotide messenger RNA. RefSeq names its product lysosomal amino acid transporter 1 homolog. Gene Ontology annotation, molecular function: L-lysine transmembrane transporter activity. The record is from RefSeq and is a predicted model, not a curated record. Lineage: Eukaryota; Metazoa; Chordata; Actinopteri; Salmoniformes; Salmonidae. Gene Ontology annotation, cellular component: lysosomal membrane.